UUUGAGAAGUAGGUGCUAAGGAGAGCUGUUCUGUUGGAGUGUAGAACCUGAAAGUCCAGUAUCAUCAGAGAUCAAAAUAAAGGGAUGUGCUUAAGCAAGUUUGUGAAGAACUAGUUUUGGUUUCUCAACAUUUACAGAAAAGGAAAUGUUAAUUUAUACUUAAAAGGUGGUAUUGUUUCCCACUUCCCUUUUAUUCCUCCUAGCAGCUCUGUUUUGAAAAGUCACUUGGUACUACUAUGAUUAUAUCCUGCCUCUGAGAUCUGGGCUGAUGUAUUGCUGAAAGAAGAUUACUUUCUAUUUACCCUGAAUCAAAUCUAUAUGCUUCUUUGGAUAUCACUAUGGAUUCUUGUAUCCAUCAAUGGACAAGCAUCUGCUGCAAAGAAGGCUGUGGUAAUACCAAGUCCUUCAUGGAUCCCUGUUUUCAAAGGGGAGAAGGUGACUCUGACCUGCAGUGGAUUCCAUUUUCUAGAGGGAGAGAAAUUGUGGUGGUUUUAUGAACAGAAAUGGCAGAAAAAGUCAAACCCUCUUGAGGUUAAAAAGACUGGAGAGUACAGAUGCGAAAAGGACGGUUUAAUGCAUAGUGAUCCUGUGUAUCUGUUAUUUUCUACUGAUGACCUGAUUCUUCAAACUCCAUACUCUGUGUUUGAAGGAGACACAGUGCUCUUGAUAUGUCGAGGAUGGAAUGAUGUAUUACUCAAACACAUUUCAUACUAUAAAGAUAAAAAGCCCUUUUCUGGUGUCAAUACAAAUUCAACUCUCUCAAUCCCUCAUGCAAAUUCAGAUCACAAUGGUUGGUAUUCUUGCAAGGCCCAGUUGAAAUGGUCUCAAAAAACUUCAAAAGAUGUAAAGCUCCAAGUCCUAGAACUGUUUUCACCUCCUAAGAUGAAAACUACAACCUCUGAACCUAUGGAGGGGACCCCAGUGACCCUGAGCUGUGAAACCCAGCUUCCCCUACAGAGGUCAGACACCAAGCUAAACUUCUCCUUCUUCAGAGAUGGGAGGGUCAUCACAUCAACCCAGCAGAAGUCCCAGGUGCUCCAGAUCCCAGCCAUACAGAGGGAAGAUUCAGGGUCCUACUGGUGUGAGGCAGAAACUAUGACUCAAGAUAUCAAGAAACAGAGUGAACAUGUAAAGAUCAGUGUGAAGAGAAUCCCUGUCUCUGGCAUCCUCCUGAAAAUCCGACCUCCAAAGACACAAGUGAUUGAGGGAGAGAAGCUAGUCCUCGAAUGUUCAGUAGCUGGGGGAACAGGAAAUAUAACAUUUUGCUGGCACAAAGAUAAUGUCAAAGAUUGUCUAAGAAAGAAGACUCAGUACUCAUUGAAGGAAGAGUUUGUGUUCUCUACUAUAAAGAAGAGUGAUGAAGGAAGAUAUCAUUGCGUUGCUGACAAUAACAUCAAUAACAUCAGCAGUGGGAUAGUGGCUUUCAGUGUGAUAAUUCCAGUGUCUCGUCCUCUUCUCACCUUCAGUGCAACUGGGAUGCAGACUGUGGUGGGGAAUGUGGUGGAGUUACGAUGUGAAGUCCUCAGAGGUUCUGCUCCAAUCUUCUAUCAGUUUUAUCAUAAGGGUUUAAUCUUAGAGACUAUCUUGGCGCCCUUUGGAGGCAUAGUGUCCUUUAACCUCUCUGUGACAAUUGAACAUUCUGGGAAUUACUCCUGUAAGGCCAACAAUAGUUUCAGUAGUCAACUCAGUGAAAUUCUGGAACUCUCCAUCUUAGGUAAGUUACAAAUCCUGGAUCCAUCCCAGAAUCCCCAAAAUGUAGAAAACAAGAAAACAAACAAAAAAACACUUCCUAUCAUGCUGUCAAGUCAGUGCUUUCUGAGAAUGAGCCACGCUGGAUAUUUCAUAGUACAUGGAAAAAGUGUAUGUUCUUACACUCCAGAAAUUUUGUUCAAAUUGAUGUCUCUUUUUUGCCUAGACCCCACAGGGAGGAGCUUACUCAUCAUGGGAAUCAUGUUGUCCCUUCUUGGCAUCCUGAGUCUUACUGCUGUUGUCCUUCUGAUUUACUUCAAGCUCAAGAGGAAAUCAGGAAGAAGUCCUGUCUCUAAGCCUUCUAGGGACCUACCUAUCACAGACCCUCAAGAAUCUGGCCACUCAAAUUCAAUCACCCCAGUGGAGCUUCAGCCAAUAUAUGCCAAUGUGACUCCAUUCAUUGAGAACGUGGUCUAUUCUGAAGUAUGGAAUAUGAAGCAGGGAAAAAUAAAUAGAGUCAACAACUCAGUGACCCCUCCAGAGGACAAGUACUCCUCGGUGACAUAUUCUGAAGUCAAGACAUAUAGCCCUAGUAUUCCAACAUGGAAAGAUGGGGCCAUUGAUAAAAAUCAUGAAGAUGUUACAGAAAAUUAUGAAAAUGUCCUGCUCUCCUGACCUAGACUCUAGACCCAUUGGAUUUUUCAGGGAUCUUCAAUUUAUGUCACCUAUCUGUUUUCCCCUCUGAUACUCUUUCUUCAUUUACUCUGAGGUGAAGCUGGCACAUACUUUAUUCAGAGUAGACUUAGCAAGAGGCACCAGUGCUCUGGAUAACAUGUGCUCAUAGGGAAAUAGAAAUAAUUAAAGAAUCAAAUAAAGUCCAUUCCCCCUAAAACACCUCAAGAACAGAAGAAACUGUGCAAAAUUAUCACCACAAAAAAAUGGACCAAAAAGAAUCUACAUUAAAAUGCUCUAGUUGUUAAAUCAAUUAGUCAUAUCUGACUCUUCAUGACCCCAUUUGGAGUUUUGUUAGCAAAGUUUGUCAUUUCCUUCUCCAUUAUA
Messenger RNA from Sarcophilus harrisii (Tasmanian devil), 2748 nucleotides. RefSeq names its product Fc receptor-like protein 2. Gene Ontology annotation, molecular function: transmembrane signaling receptor activity. The record is from RefSeq and is a predicted model, not a curated record. The transcript is spliced from 12 exons. Lineage: Eukaryota; Metazoa; Chordata; Mammalia; Dasyuromorphia; Dasyuridae. Gene Ontology annotation, biological process: cell surface receptor signaling pathway. The coding region runs from base 319 to 2364 and encodes 681 amino acids.